Molecule: messenger RNA, 489 nt
Organism: Phyllostomus discolor (pale spear-nosed bat)
Lineage: Eukaryota; Metazoa; Chordata; Mammalia; Chiroptera; Phyllostomidae
Product: 60S ribosomal protein L17-like
Exons: 1
Coding region: 1-489 (162 amino acids)
Biological process (GO): cytoplasmic translation
Cellular component (GO): cytosolic large ribosomal subunit; ribosome
Molecular function (GO): structural constituent of ribosome
Source: RefSeq, a predicted model, not a curated record
AUGGUUCACUAUUCACUUGAGCAAAACCCCAUAAAAUCAUGCAAAUCAAGAUAUGCAAUUCUUCAUGCUCACUCAAAGAACACUCAGGCCAUCAAGGAUAUGCUCAUCUGGAAAGCCACCAGGUAUCUAAAGGAUGUCGCUUUGCAGAAGCAAUGUGUUCCAUUCUGUUGUCACAGUGGUGGAGCUGUUAGGUGUGACCAGGCCAAACAGUGGGGCUGGUGGCCCAAAAAGUGUGCUGAAUUUUUGCUGCAAAUGCUUAAAAAUUCAGAGAGGAAUGCUGAACUAAAGGGUUUAGAUGCAGGUCCUCUGGUCACAGAGCACAGCCAGGUGAACAAAGCCUCCAAGAUGUGGCACCAAGCUUACAGAGCUCAUGGGUGCAUUAACCCACACGUGGGCCAGCCCUGCCACACUGAGAGAAUCAUCGCCGAAAAAGAGCAGAUUGCUCCUAACCCGGGAGAGGAGGUUGCUCGGAAGAAAAGGAUAUCCUAG